Molecule: messenger RNA, 1810 nt
Organism: Pseudovirgaria hyperparasitica
Lineage: Eukaryota; Fungi; Ascomycota; Dothideomycetes; Acrospermales; Acrospermaceae
Product: putative art-4 protein
Exons: 1
Coding region: 289-1629 (446 amino acids)
Biological process (GO): ribosomal small subunit biogenesis; maturation of SSU-rRNA
Cellular component (GO): preribosome, small subunit precursor
Molecular function (GO): RNA endonuclease activity
Source: RefSeq, a predicted model, not a curated record
GAGGGAGACCAGGGAGAGUCGUACAUUUAAAGACUACGGCCCCAGUAACUAGCAUUAUUAGUCUCGAAUGUCCGGGAACAACUUUUGGCUCUUGGUGCCCUACUUGUAAGGUUAUUUUGUUUGCCUGGUUUCUUGGCAUAUAUAUCAGUCACGUGCUACGCUAGCACUUCUAGAACAUCUUUGUGCGAAAAUUAUAACCAUCUCGAUAUACGGCGAAGAAGUCAGAUCAGGGUAAAUCAGUGAACUUGACAAUCAGUUUACUACAGCACGACUGUUCAAACCAUAAUCAUGUCUCUCACUAAGCCCACGCAUACAAUAAUAUUGGACGCUGGUCCUAUAAUCAAGAAUGAGCCCUCGGUGUCCACACUUCUCGCUUCGUCAGAGGCUCUGGUCACAAGUCCCACAGUCAUUGCAGAAAUUCGGGACGCGACCACCCGAGCUCGAGUCGAAACUUUAUUGAAGCCAUUCUUGACCCUGCGGCAACCAAAGCCGAGCAGUCUGCAGUUCGUGGCACAAUUUGCACGAAAAACUGGUGAUUAUGCUGUGUUGAGCAAGACCGAUCUGGAGCUCAUAGCUCUCGCUUACGACAUAGAGUGUGAACGCAAUGACGGCGACUGGAGACUCCGAAAUACUCCAGGGCAGAAACAGCUCAAUGGCUCGCCGCCUCGGCAGAAAAUGACCAGUGAUUUGAGCUCCAACGAAGUGAAAGCAGUGGGCACAGAGAACGCAUAUCCAGUGGCGGACUCUCAGUCUGACGAGCAAGUGGGAGAAGACGAUACCACAAAUGCCAAUGCGGAGGCGAAUAGUGGAAAUUCUGACGCAACUGAUGCACUCGCACAGAAUACUGCUGAUUUAGCGAUCUCAAGUCUCACGACAAAUCCAGUAGCUGAAGUUCCAGAGUCCAUGGUUGCGGACACGUCGAAUGACCCAACAGGCCAGGUUGAAGAAAAUACGCCAACCACAGAAGAGUCAGAAGAUCAAGCAAGCGAAGACUCUGGCUCCGAAGGUUGGAUCACGCCCGCAAACUUCAAAAAGCACCAGGCCAAGGAAGCAAACGCCGGAGCAUCGGAAGAGACCCCUCAAAAAACGCUCCAAGCCGCAAUAAUAACCACAGAUUUCCCAAUGCAAAAUGUCAUACUUCAAAUGAAUCUCAACCUCCUCUCAGGCUCUCUUCAGCGUGUCCGCAACAUUCGCAGCUUCGUACUUCGUUGCCACGCAUGCUUUGGCACCACGAAAGACAUGACGAAGCAAUUUUGCCCCAGAUGUGGCAAGCCAACUCUCACAAAGGUCACGUGUACAACCAACUCGAAAGGCGAAUACCAGCUUCACCUCAAAAAGAACUUCCAGUGGAACAAGCGAGGAGACCGGUAUAGCAUACCCAAAGCUGUGCAUGGUGCCGCGCAUGGACGAGUUAAAGGUGGUGGAAAGGGUUCGUGGGGCAAUGAACUACUCCUGGCAGAAGAUCAGAAGGAAUACUCGCGCGCAGUGACGCUGGAGAAACGGCAGAAGCAGCGCGAUCUCAUGGACGAUGAUCUGCUGCCUUCAAUUCUUACUGGGCAAAGGAAUAACCCUACUGGGCGCCCGAGAGUUGGGGCUGGCAGGAACGUGAAUUCUAAAAAAAGGAAUUAGGUACUCAAUCGCUGGAGAUGAACAAAAGAACGCCCCGUAUUUGAAGGGCAAAGCAAUUCUAUACAAUAAUCGAUACAACUGUGCGAACGAGGUGCUAUACACGAUGAGAACCUGUCUAAGCAUUGCAGGAAACUCAUACGUAUGGUUAAGGAGUCUCAGAUCGCCUGUGCCGUACCAGAAC